Molecule: messenger RNA, 1953 nt
Organism: Melopsittacus undulatus (budgerigar)
Lineage: Eukaryota; Metazoa; Chordata; Aves; Psittaciformes; Psittaculidae
Gene: ZDHHC21
Product: zinc finger DHHC-type palmitoyltransferase 21
Exons: 9
Coding region: 261-1058 (265 amino acids)
Biological process (GO): protein targeting to membrane; peptidyl-L-cysteine S-palmitoylation
Cellular component (GO): endoplasmic reticulum; Golgi apparatus
Molecular function (GO): protein-cysteine S-palmitoyltransferase activity
Source: RefSeq, a predicted model, not a curated record
GGUGUCUGUGCCGCGGGAAGGGGCGGAGGGGCGCGUGCGUUGCCAUGGAGAGCGGGGGAGAGGAGGGCGCGUGACGGCGGCGCCCCCCUUCUCCCGCCCGGCGUCGUCCAACGAAAAGAUACAGAAGACGAUGGUGAAAAAAAUCACUUUCUUGAGAAUGGGGCCUUUUUUUGCAUAAUUCCAACUUAAUUGUAGAACUUUCCAUCAAAGGAUAAUUUUUGAUUCCUGGGUCGUGACAGAUUAUUACCUGUUUGCAUUCAAUGGGACGACGAAUUCAUUUUGUGGUUGACCCUCAGGGUUGGUGCUGCAUGGGUCUGAUUAUCUUUGUCUGGCUGUACAACACAAUAUUUAUUCCGAAAGUCAUCCUUUUUCCUCACUAUGAAGAGGGACAUAUUUCAGUUCUUGCAAUUUUGUGUUAUUAUUUCUGCUCAUUGUUUUGUAUAGCUUCAUUACUAAGAGCCUCAGUUGCUGACCCAGGAAAGCUGCCUGAAAACCCAAAGAUACCGAUUACAGAACGAGAAUAUUGGGAAUUAUGUAACAAAUGCCAUAUGAUGAGACCAAAGCGUUCACACCAUUGCAGUCGUUGUGGACAUUGUGUGAGGAGAAUGGAUCACCACUGUCCAUGGAUUAAUAAUUGUGUUGGUGAAGACAAUCAUUGGCUGUUUUUACAGCUGUGUUUCUACACUCAGAUCCUUAGUUCAUAUACGCUCAUACUUGAUUUCUGCCAUUACUACUACUUUUUGCCUCUGAAAAAAGAAAAUUGGGAUGUUUUUGUAUUUAGACACGAACUUGCUCUCCUAAGAAUAUCUGCCUUCAUGGGUAUAAUAAUGUUAGGUGGAAUAAGUGGACUCUUUUACACUCAGCUUAUGGGUAUUUUCACUGACACUACAAGUAUAGAAAAAAUGUCAAACUGUUGUGAAGACAUAUCAAGGCCCCGAAAGCCAUGGCAGCAGACCUUCUCAGAAGUUUUUGGCACUCACUGGAAGAUCCUGUGGUUUAUUCCUUUCAGGCAGAGGCAACCACUGCGCGUUCCCUACCACUUUGCCAAUCACGUCUAAACAGAUGGAUGGUGGGCACAGAUGGGUCCUCCAUGCUGGAAGUGCAUUACAGGUUUUAUGAUAAUAGGACUAUGACAGUCUUCAAGUCAAUUAAAAUCCACCCACCAAUCGUAGGCACAACAGUGUGCUCCAGUCUUUAUUUUAAUAGUGGUCUUGAUUCUGUUCUGAGAUUAAUACAAGUUGUAUGUUUCAUGUAAGGUGUAUUUACUUCCAAAUUAGCUUUCCAAGGGGAUUUGUUUUGUAUUUGAGGUUAAUACCAAAACCAAAUGACUGGAAUGCAGUCUUACUCUAUUUGUUUCCUACUGGCUUUUUUUUUAUUUCGGUAGAAAACACUGAAGUUUACAUUGAUUGUUAGCUUUCCCACUAAGUGUCUUAUUUGGCCUUGAAUUUUUAUCUGUAGGUCUGUCUUGAUAAUAUUUAUGUAUUUUUUUCUGCUACAUGUAUUUAAAAUUCAUUGACACUGCCAUUUAUUUGUGACAUGCAAUAGUAAUCCUGUGUCACUGCACUAUAAAAGGUAACAUUUAAAAAUGAUGCAGAUUUGUUCCAAAACCCCAGAGAGAUUUAUAAAAAUACAUGUCAAUGUAUGUGUUUGUAUAGAGAAAUCAAACAUGUUACAGUUAUCUUUCUGCAUAGAUAUGAUCAUAGUGAAAAAUAUUCAUGUCUUUAAGUCAUCAAAGGCAAUGAUAUGUUCCAGGGUAAAGUAUGCAGAUAGAAAGCAUGUUUUCCAUAUAUCACAAGGAUUUCUUUGCAAUAAUUCAAUAAAGAAGUUGUAUGGUGCAAAUACUCAAAUGAUUACUUUUCUAAAAAUGUGCAUUUAAUUAGUUUGCAUGAUGUACCAUUAAAAAGGAUAUAUUGUCAAUAAAGUUAUAAAUUUUAUAUUUAGUUAUGAUUAGCU